Molecule: messenger RNA, 1705 nt
Organism: Pelagomonas calceolata
Lineage: Eukaryota; Pelagophyceae; Pelagomonadales; Pelagomonadaceae
Source: the annotation of a GenBank genome assembly
AUCAUCGAAGGCGCGCGCAGCAACACACGCACGCCGCCGCAGCGCACUGUCGCCACCCGUAGCCCACCGGACGCCGGGAGGCAGCCCAAGCCAAAUGGCCGAGAAGUACUUACAUGCUGUUUCAUGUAGGGGCGACCUCGACGCCGUCCGGCACUGUCUGGAGCACGCCCAUCCAAAUGUGGACGGCGCGCGGACGCGAGGAAGGACGGCGCUCUGGGAGGCCGCGGCGCGCGGCCAUGCCGCGGUUUGCGCGGCAUUGCUCGACGCGGGCGCGAGUCCCGAUGCCGAGGACUGGAGCGGUUCUUCGCCAUUAGUGGUGGCUGCGAGACGGGGGCGUAAUCGAGCCGUCGCGGCGUUCGUCCAACGCGGCCACGCGUCUUCCACCGCUCUGGAGGCCGCAUCACUCAAGGGUCACGACGACGUCGUCCAGCAGCUAUUACGGGCGGGCGCGCUGCCGACCCCCACAGCUUUGAGGGAUGGCUCCUUGAAUUGCUUUGCGAUGCUCUGCGACCAUGCGGAAGAGGCCGCGCUAUUCGACGCGAUGGCGCAUCACGAAUGUCGCGCCAAGGUCGCGUCGCGGAUCGCCGCCCAUUUAGAUGAGGGCAUCGAGCGUCGCAUGUUCGAUGGCGAGGACCUCCGGAAGGUUGAGAGGGAGAAAGCGGAAGAGUCGAAGCGGCUCGAGACCGUCAAUGACGAUGAAGACGACUACUGGAGCGACGUGAUCGACUCGAAACCCUGUUUGCGGCGCGGCGUCGCCGCUUUACUAAGAAGGGACGUCCACGACGAGUUGAGGGAUGAAGCCACGCGGUGGAUCGUACUAUCGAGAGUGGCAGCUCUGUGCGCGGGUAAAAACAUGGAACCCUUCGCGCUGCACGCUUGUACGAGAUCAUUUGUCGAUGGUAGGCGAACACUAGCCUUCACCGGGUUUAACGACGGCGGCGACCCUCUACAAUUGCGGCAAGACGUCGAGGUCUUGUUGAAGAACGUGGCCGCGACCGCCGACGCGACCGAAGCAGCGGUGCGGGCCGUCUGCGGUCUUAGGAAUCGCGAGAAGCGCCUCUCGUAUGCGCCCGCGCCGCGCGCCGCUUUGUUAUUGAGGGCCUGCGUCGCGCGCUUCCGUUGUAAAGACGAGGAUUCAGUGGUGGCCGGCGGCGUGCUUACAUUUGAAAGCCACGAGGACUUCUGCGACGCGACGCUAGCUCUAUGCGACUGGUGCUGGGCGUUGAAACCUGAGAUAACACCACCGCCGCCGCCAGUCGUAUCUCCAGAGAGACAGCCGGACUGGUGCCCCGCGGGCGCGCCCAUGAGACGGGUGCACGACCGUCGUUUAGCUGUGAACUUCCUGGGGGGCGGCCCGGCGCGCGUGUCUCGUCGACGGCGCCGACCUAUACAACAACAGCAACGGAGACGGCAGUCGCUGCCGAAGGAGCUGGGGAGGGGCGAGCUCCUCGACUUCUACGACGGCGGCUACGGUCUGGUCGUCGUGAAGAUUGCGUUGGACGAGGAGGGCUGCACCUGCGAAUUUAGGUUGAAGGGGCCCGUCGCCGCCUCCACGAACGUGGGCGAGCGGCUCCUGGAGCCCGUGCUUGCUUUACCGGAAGCCCCGGUGAACUUCGAGGACCUCUCCUUCGUCGACCACCCGCCGACGGCGGCGACAUUACUACUGCUGGCCGACGAGCCCGUCUCGGAGGACGAGGACUUCUAA